Molecule: messenger RNA, 1466 nt
Organism: Oryctolagus cuniculus (rabbit)
Lineage: Eukaryota; Metazoa; Chordata; Mammalia; Lagomorpha; Leporidae
Gene: AARD
Product: alanine and arginine rich domain containing protein
Source: RefSeq, a predicted model, not a curated record
GUUAAUUACCUCCGCCCCGCCACUCCCUCAUCUUCAAACUCAGAAACAGCUCCUAAGCAAGAGCGCGGCAGAGGGCACCGCGAGUCUUCGCCAUGGGCCUUGGGGACUUCGGAAGCAGCAGAGAGGAAGUUUCGCGGGCAGGCCUUGGAGAAGCAGGCAGAGCUGGGCUUUGGCCCCCAGCCCCAGGCCCGGCGCGCGGCUCCCCGGGGGCCGGCAGGAGCCUGGACUUGCAGGAGCAGGCCCCCGCUGCCAGCCUGCGGCUGGAGGACUUCCGACGGCGGCUGUUGCGCGCCUUCCAGAGGGCGGUGCCGCGCGGGGGCUCCAGACGUGCGCGGGAGGCGGCGGAGGCCGCGGCGCGGGAGGAGCAGAACCGGGAGCGCGUGGAGGGCGCCCUCGCCGGGCUGCGCGCGGAGCUGCUGGAAAUGCAUUUCCAAAACCGUCAGCUGGCCAGAACUCUGCUGGAUUUAAACAUGAAAAUGCAGCAAUUAAAAAAGGAAUAUGAACUGGAAGUUGCAGGGGAAUCUCCAGGUCUGGAAGAUAAUGCUGAGAAUCUGGACAAUGGAAAUGCAGAAGUGAAGAUCUGAACCCCCAAGUCACACAGACAACUGUGGACCAAGUUCUAACUGUCACAUCUUGGAUACCUUGCAUAAGCUUUGAGGGAUAAUUUGUAGACCGAACACUUAGAUGUCAAGGAAAGGUGACAGAAAACAUGAUGGGGGAGAAUGGAGGGAGAAAAUGGUGUUGCUGUGUUUCCAGAUUAUUUAUCCUGGCUGGAACAUAGAGUUAAAGCAAGCAUGGGUGAGCGCCUUAGUGCUGACUCCCAGUGUUCCAUCCUGUGUCACCUUGCCUUUCCAACUGCCUGAACUUUCAGAACCUGAUGUUUUCAUCCUGCUUGAUUAUUCAGUCUUUGUUCAGCAGCCUGUUUUUCUCCCAGCUCGUUUUUGGAGAAUGACGUCCACCUGCCCUGUAGGUGGCCUGCCUUUCAGAGUGCCUCGGCCUCCUUAGAUACAGGCAUGUGGACCACGGCAGACCAAGCCGCUGUCCCUGGGGCUUUCUGAGCUGGUGCAAUGGGAUAGAUAAAUAGUCCCUGGUGGUGGAAACUGUGAAGCAAGGAGCCUGAAGCUGCUAGUGGCCCCGGGGUAAGAAUCCCAAGGUCUAGUGACGGGGUUGAAACUGAGCUACUGAGAACACGAUAGGCAGGUUGUUGGUUUUCCUUGACCUUGGGGUCAAGCUGUAGAAAACCUCAGGCCUUACUGUUGUUUAGUAACACAAUGUUCUUGUGCCCUUCUCAUCAGAUCUGCCUUUGCCUAACUUAAGUUGGAAUUUCAUGACUUGCAUCCGAAAGUUUUCUAACAAUUUCUUUGUCCAGUUUAUUGAAGUUGAAAUGAUUCUUAUUGUUGAAUUAGAGUAUCUUAACAAAAGCCUGAAAGUAUUGUCUUUAAUUCAAAAAAUAAAGUUAACAAAAA